UCUCUCUCUCUCUCUCUCUUUGUGUGUGUGUAGAGUUGGUUGUCUCCCUCCACUUUGGAUUUGGGGAUCAGACUCAGGUGAGGCUUACAUGACAAGCACUUUUGACUGCUAAGUCCUCUCACUAAUCCCUUAAAGUUUCAUUAAUAUGCACACACACACACACACACACACACACACACACAAAAUGAUAACAGACCAUUAGCUGAUGCAAUCCUUCCAGAAUAACUUUGAGAAGUGAAGUUUUGUGUUGAAACAUGGAACACAACUGUUUUUCAGAUAAGCAGGUCCAAAGGGCACAACCCACUGGGUUCCCUGACCUAUGCUGUGCUUAUGUUAGAGACUGGCAUUAUUUCAAAAACCAAUGGUGUAUCUGAUUUGUCAGGGGACACAGUCAAAGUCUGCCUCUUCUCUGGCAGUCCACGAUACCUGACAGGGCUCUCUGUGGAGCUCCGUGCAGGGGCGUCUGCUAGGAGAACAGAGUCCAAGGGAGAGAGCAGCUCAGAGCCAUGAACCUCAUCCUGGAGCUUCUCUUGCUGGUGGGCAUCAUCAUCUACUCCUACCUGGAGUCACUGGUAAAGUUCUUCAUUCCCCAGAGAAGAAAGUCUGUGGCCGGACAGACUGUUCUCAUCACGGGAGCUGGACACGGAAUAGGCAGGCUGACGGCUUAUGAAUUUGCAAAGCGGAAAAGCAGAUUGGUCCUGUGGGAUAUUAAUAAGCACGGUGUUGAGGAAACCGCGGCCAAAUGCAGGAAACUGGGGGCUGUCGUGCACGUGUUUGUGGUGGACUGCAGCAACCGGGCAGAGAUUUACAAGUCUGUGGAUCAGGUAAAGAAAGAAGUUGGUGACAUAGAGAUUGUGGUAAACAAUGCUGGGGCGAUUUAUCCAGCCGACCUUCUUAGCACCAAGGAUGAGGAGAUCACCAAGACCUUCGAGGUCAACAUCCUAGGACAUUUUUGGAUCAUAAAAGCAGUCCUUCCAUCGAUGCUGAGAAGAAACUCUGGCCAUAUUGUCACAGUGGCUUCAGUGUGUGGCCACAGAGUGAUUCCUUAUCUCAUCCCAUAUUGCUCCAGCAAGUUCGCUGCUGUGGGCUUCCACAGAGCACUGACUGCAGAACUGGACACCUUGGGGAAAACCGGUAUCAAAACCUCCUGUCUCUGCCCUGUGUUCGUGAAUACUGGCUUCACCAAAAACCCAAGUACCAGGUUAUGGCCUGUGUUAGAGCCGGAUGAAGUUGCAAGGAGUCUGAUUGAUGGGAUACUUACCAACAAGAAAAUGAUCUUCGUUCCGUCCUGUAUCAAUAUCUCUCUAAUAGUGGAAAUGUUUUUUCCUGAACGUGUCUUGAAAGCUAUAAACCGUAUACAGAAUAUUCAGUUUGAAGCGAUUGUGGGCCACAAAACCAAGAGGAAGUAACAUCUUGUGUGCAGAGACAUGUGGACGCCAAUGAGGUGAAGCCAAGUUUAGAGCGGACGCGAGGCUUUCUUUCACGCGUUUUAGAAGUGUUCCUUGUGUUUAAAAUGUAGGUUUGGCCCUAGAAGCCAUCGAGCAAACAAGAGUGGUCAACUGUCCUUCUGGUUUCUUAUACUUAAUCUCUCAGCCCCUGGUAUUGGGUUCUGGAAAUGGAGCUGUAGUAAGACAAUGCCCGUCGCACGGCCGAGUGAAAAGUCAAUUGGUGUGUUUUUACUAAACAGAAAUGUGGGAGAAAGGGUAAGAUAAUAAAAUCUUGGACAAAUGCUG
Molecule: messenger RNA, 1733 nt
Organism: Rattus rattus (black rat)
Lineage: Eukaryota; Metazoa; Chordata; Mammalia; Rodentia; Muridae
Product: 17-beta-hydroxysteroid dehydrogenase 13
Exons: 7
Coding region: 507-1409 (300 amino acids)
Cellular component (GO): lipid droplet
Molecular function (GO): oxidoreductase activity, acting on the CH-OH group of donors, NAD or NADP as acceptor
Source: RefSeq, a predicted model, not a curated record